Molecule: messenger RNA, 3663 nt
Organism: Puntigrus tetrazona (Sumatra barb)
Lineage: Eukaryota; Metazoa; Chordata; Actinopteri; Cypriniformes; Cyprinidae
Gene: adora2aa
Product: adenosine A2a receptor a
Exons: 3
Coding region: 1382-2710 (442 amino acids)
Biological process (GO): adenylate cyclase-activating G protein-coupled receptor signaling pathway; G protein-coupled adenosine receptor signaling pathway
Cellular component (GO): membrane
Molecular function (GO): G protein-coupled adenosine receptor activity
Source: RefSeq, a predicted model, not a curated record
AAUGAGGUUUUAAUUAAUUCCCAGCUCCUUUCCGGACUGGAAAUUCAAGUAAUGUAAUGCAUCGUGGUUGCCCUCCCAUUUGGCUGGAAGGCUUUUCUAAUCUUUGUCCUAAACGCAUUUAACAGGUCAUUUAAAACCAGCAAAAGGUCUGAGGAAAGGAGACGGUGGGUGUUUAUAGGUUUAGCUCUUGUUCUUUAUUGUUGUGAAGGAUGGGUGUUGUGCGGCGUGAUUAGUACAUUUCUAAGAUUAGAUGUGACGUCAGUCAUUGCAUAGAGUAUUAAAAAAAAAAAAAGUUGCAUUUUGCCUUGAAUGAGACCAUUUGAUUGGCCUGCUUUCCUGCACAGAGCCCUAUUGUCUGUACCACGAUUGAUUUUUAAGUCACCUAUGUGAAUGGAACCCAGAUUGACCUAAAUAAGCCUGGCUUAACGGUGAAGGCGGGUCAUGGACAGGAAAGAAAGCAAAAUUACAUUUGUGCAUUCAUUUGUCAGUGCAAAAUUACCCGAGUGAUGGAUGAACACUUUAAAGUCUAAAUGAUUGGUCGGUCCUAACAAAGCCGAUUUAAAUGGUCAGUGCAAAAUUGUACAAAAUUGUUCAGGAAGCUAAUUUGAAUACUCCAGGCUAUUUACGUAGCCUGCUAAGUUGUAGUUUGCUUUGAGUUUGAUCACAGACGGGACCUGGCCCUCGCGGCUCGGCUGUUUCAUUGAUACUUGACCGCAGGAAGAAGCGGUAUCAGUAACAGAGGGCCGGUGAGGAAAUGCUGGCCCCCGGCAGUGGAUUGGUCAAUCGCCGGCUCUCGCAAGGGUCCUAUAGGCUGUGGGCUCUCAGCGCUGAAACCAGAGUGCGCGCGACUUCGACUUCACCUGAUCGCCGAGCGCGCGGCGGCCGGCUCGCUCACGAAUCACGGACCUCCCCGAGUUUUGACGUUUAUUUUUCCGAGGGGUUGCCUUUUCAUCUUUGUUCGUGGGAUGCCCAGCUCAUUUUGCUUUUCCUAUUCAGUCAUUCCCGGGGUUUCUCUGAUGGGAAUGCAGUGGAAUACCAAAUGUUAUAGAAAGACGUGCAAGCAACACAUGGAAUGAAGACAUCUAACGCCGUGACGUGGGAUCGUAAUGGAUUUUAAAAACCGCCACUAAAUUUGUUUAAUACCGAAUCUCUCUAAAAAACACAAAUCUGAGAAAAUGUCUCGUGAUACUUUCUAAAAUAUUUGGCGAGUUUUUAUUUUUUACUGGCGACUCAACAACCGGGAGGGUUUUUCGACAAGGUAACACUUGAUUCUCGGUCUUCUGGAAAGGCUGACGUUGGGCCUGGUCAGGUGGCUGUUGCGCGGAGCUGCAGCUAUGGACAUUGAGGCGAGGCAUGGUCCUUUCUCCCCAGCAACCUCACCAUGCUGACUGAUGUCUUCGACGUGUUGUACAUGAUUCUGGAGCUGCUGAUUGCCCUGCUCUCGGUCCUGGGCAACGUGUUGGUCUGCUGGGCAGUGGGCCUCAACAGCAACCUCCAGAGUAUCACCAACUUCUUUGUUGUUUCGCUGGCCGUGGCGGACAUCGCGGUGGGUGUGCUGGCCAUUCCCUUCUCCAUCGUGAUCAGCACUGGUUUCUGUGCCAAUUUCUACGGUUGUCUGUUCAUCGCCUGCUUCGUCCUAGUGCUGACCCAGAGCUCCAUAUUCAGUCUUCUGGCCAUUGCCAUUGACCGCUACAUUGCUAUCAAGAUCCCGCUAAGAUACAACAGCCUAGUAACCGGGCAGCGUGCCAGAGGCAUCAUAGCGAUCUGCUGGGUUCUGUCGGUUAUCAUCGGUCUAACACCCAUGUUAGGCUGGCACAAAGCCCGCUCAGAAGAGGCCCUCAACAGCACCUGUCCACCCGGUAUGAUGAAGUGCUUGUUUGAGGAGGUGGUGGUCAUGGACUACAUGGUUUACUUCAACUUCUUCGCUUGCGUGCUGCUGCCGUUGCUCCUCAUGCUGGCCAUUUACCUGCGGAUCUUUAUGGCCGCGCGUCACCAGCUCAAAUGCAUCGAGUCCAAAGCCGUACCCUGCGAGCUCAAGUCCCGCUCCACCCUGCAGAAAGAGGUCCAAGCCGCGAAAUCUCUGGCGAUUAUCGUGGGCCUGUUCGCCGUUUGCUGGUUGCCGCUGCACAUCAUCAACUGUUUCACUCUGUUUUGUCCGAAGUGCACACGACCGCCGGUUCUUAUCAUGUACCUGGCUAUCAUCCUCUCGCACGCAAACUCGGUCGUGAACCCCUUCAUUUAUGCCUACCGCAUACGUGAAUUCAGAUACACUUUCCGGAAGAUCGUACGCUAUCACAUCUUAGGUAGACAAGAGCCUCUGUCUUGCACCAGGAGCUCCCGGACGUCAGCACGGACGAGUGUGGCGGACUCGCUCCGGAUUAAAGUCAACGGCCUGGUGAGAGACCUCUACACCGAACAGAGCAGCACCACCAGCAGCUGUGAAAGCGCUGAACCCGGCCACACGCACAGACCUGUUACUACAGAAAACUGUGCAUUACACAGCCAGCCUGUGGAACUCACUAAUUCUCACAGACAUCCGGGACUGAGGCACCCAGAGUCGCCUCUUACUGGGAGUAAUGAGGACGUUGCAUGCAGGAAGCAUGCCUUUUUUGACAUUACAGAUGAGAAGGAUCCGUCCUCGCCGCUUCAUGUUAAAUCAGCUCUGUACAUACAAACGGCCCACUGCGUUGAACUCACAGAGGUUUCUUGAUAAUUAAUACACUCUGAAUGAUGGAUUCUAAUUAUUUAUUUGCUGCUUCGAAAAAAUGAUGCGCUAACAUAUGAAAUACAAAGCACGUAUUUUUUAUUUUUUAAAAAACUUGACAUUAUUGUGGACCUGCAGCAGCUCAGGACUGAGUAUGUUUGAUAUUGUAAUGACUGUAAUGAUAAUGUAAACAUAUUAAAGGGCAUCAAAAAUGAAUAUAAUUUCUAUCUUUUAUUUUUUUAUUAUAUAUUUAUAUAUUUUUAUUAUACAGCGUUAUUAUUUGACUCUCUGGUUUUCACUUUCCACAAAUAGGUUGCAUUUUUGAGUCCCAUUAUUUUUGGCCCUUUAUUUUCACACUUACCAUGAUUUUUGUUUUGUGAACUAUUAGAUAAGUUAUAUAUAUAAAAUUAAAAUUAUCUAAAAUUUAAAGUUUACUUAAAAUUGUUAUUGAGUGCAACUUUUCAUAAUAACUGUAUUUAGAUAUAAAGUUGAUAAGUGGGCGGCAAAAUGUGCAAAUCUCAUAAGAUCAUCAGAAAAUUGCAUGAGACAAUCAACAUUUCCUGGAGGUUAAGCACCUCAUUUCACUGACCAUUUGUUUAAACUAAAAUUAUGCUGCCUUGUUUUAUUCGUAUUUGCGGAAAGAUUAUCUAAAUUAAACAUCACUCUUUUGCAACAAGAAGAUAUUGUAACGCUCUGGAACUAUUCAUAAAACGUAAUUUCACAUGAACUCAUUGCUUGAGUUUGGUGCCCGUUCUUUCUGCCUCGUCAUAGCGUACAUCUGAGAUGAGAUCAGAUCAUCAGUGCUGGGCCACACAAACAGCAACGUGGACACGUUUUCCUCUACCACGUCAUGAAGGGAUGUCAUUGAGCACAUACAGAUCCCUGAUUAUGAGAGGUCUGUAGAGAUAAUGUAGUUAAAGGAGUUUGUGUUAUAAAUGAAGAUGUUACAAUAAUAUCCU